This is a messenger RNA of Solenopsis invicta (red fire ant), 1492 nucleotides long. RefSeq names its product prohibitin-2 (gene Phb2). Lineage: Eukaryota; Metazoa; Arthropoda; Insecta; Hymenoptera; Formicidae. Gene Ontology annotation, biological process: mitochondrion organization. Gene Ontology annotation, cellular component: mitochondrion; membrane. The coding region runs from base 125 to 1189 and encodes 354 amino acids. The record is from RefSeq and is a predicted model, not a curated record. The transcript has 6 exons.
GGAUCUUUCCACUUUUUCGCCGUCUGUCUUGUCUCACGUUCUCCUUGGCUCUCGUCAGCUCUCGUCGCCGGGGCUUCGCUGCGUGUCGAUUUAUUAUUUCACGAGAUUGGUGAUUUUUCGAAAAAUGGCACAAAAUAAAUUCAACGAAAUGGCCUCGCGCUUCGGCAAGGGCACGAACGGCGUGCCGAUGAGCCUGAAGUUUCUCGCCGCCGCGGGUGUUGCAGCUUACAGCGUCUCCAAGGCCAUGUACACAGUGGAAGCUGGCCACAGAGCAAUCAUAUUUUCUCGACUGGGAGGCAUUCAGAAGGACAUUUUGACUGAGGGUUUGCAUUUCCGCAUUCCAUGGUUUCAAUAUCCAAUAAUUUACGAUAUUAGGAGCAGACCUAGAAAGCUGUCCUCGCCCACAGGAUCCAAAGACUUGCAAAUGGUCAAUAUCUCGCUGCGUGUUCUCUCGCGUCCCGACGCCACCACACUUCCAAUCAUGUAUCGGCAACUGGGUCUUGAUUAUGAUGAAAAGGUACUGCCAAGCAUUUGCAAUGAGGUGCUGAAGUCUGUUGUCGCUAAAUUCAACGCCUCACAACUGAUUACGCAAAGACAGCAGGUAUCCAAUAUGGUGCGCAAGGAAUUAACAGAGCGCGCACGAGACUUCAACAUCGUUCUAGAUGAUGUCUCGAUAACGGAGCUUAGCUUUGGCAAGGAAUACACUGCCGCAGUUGAAGCUAAACAGGUGGCCCAACAGGAGGCUCAACGAGCCGCGUUUGUUGUGGAAAGAGCCAAGCAGGAACGACAACAAAAAAUCGUACAAGCUGAAGGAGAAGCGGAAGCAGCCAAAAUGCUUGGUUUAGCAGUCGGUCGGAACCCUGGAUAUCUGAAGCUGCGUAAAAUACGAGCUGCACAGGCUAUUUCACGUACCAUUGCUAAUUCCCAGAAUAGAGUAUACCUCAGUGGCAAUAGUCUGAUGUUAAAUGUUCAAGAUCCUACUUUCGAUGAGGGAUCAGAUAAGCUGAAAAAUUACACGAACUGGAAGAGUUGGGACGACGCGGCCGACUGUGCCGUCCGGAGCCUAAAUACAAGCUUGGCACUGUCGAGUGCCGAAAGGUCCGCCAUCAAGACACCAGUACCCUCUGUCGUUCCGUCCCUCCUGGAAUCAGCUGACGAUAGUGCUAAACGAAUAGUACCGUUACGAUAAUCAUGACACGAGUUUGUCUCCACCAAACAUAAAUCCUCUAUGUCCGCUGUCUCCUGUCGUAAAGCAUCCUUUUAUGUGUACGUUUUUCACGUCUGCUGAUAAUAAGACAAAUGAUAUAAUUAGAAAGAGAUAUCGUUAGAACUGUUUGUUCUGACUAUAUUUUUUACAAUUUCUCUGCCUUGAAAAUAAAAUACUCAAAAGAGAUAGAAAGAUAAGGUAGAGAUACAGAAUCCAAAAUUAAUAUAUUAAGAUAGGUAUGUUAAGAGAGACUAUUUUGAUUAAGAAGCGUGAUUUUUCUCUGUC